Trichoplusia ni (cabbage looper) is the source of this 2882-nucleotide messenger RNA. RefSeq lists its product as uncharacterized. Gene Ontology annotation, cellular component: chitin-based extracellular matrix. The record is from RefSeq and is a predicted model, not a curated record. The coding region runs from base 454 to 2769 and encodes 771 amino acids. Lineage: Eukaryota; Metazoa; Arthropoda; Insecta; Lepidoptera; Noctuidae. Gene Ontology annotation, molecular function: structural constituent of chitin-based larval cuticle. The transcript is spliced from 10 exons.
AACUAAAUACCGUUUUCUGAAAAUAAUUAUUAGAAACAUGCGUAUAAGGACAACAACAAAGUGACUCUUUUUAAACAAAUAAAAAAGCUAUUAACAAACUCCACAGAAAAAACCUUCUUACUUCCUACGAGUUACUUUUUUCUACACUGUCGAUUACAAGAUUAUUAAGUCUCAAUUAAAAAUAUACAGUCUAGUAACCUGUCUACCAGUACGUAACACAUUUGUUCCUCAUUACACAUUCCAAGACUAUCUUCUCAAUUUAAGGUCAUCUACAAUUAGACAAGUUCAUUUUAGAACAUCAUCUUGUUAUGAAACAUUGACCACUACCUGCGUCGAAAUAGAUUGACUUGUACCCAAGUAAGUAGGUAUAUAAAGUGUAAUAACUGUGUUAACAUUAUCAGUCAUAUCUAGAUCUCCUCUGUAGUCAGUCUCACAGACUUAAGUAUUAUUAAAAUGAAAUUGUUCAUCGUCUUAGCUGCCAUCGCUUUGGCUGAGGCCGGCAAAUUGCCCAGGACAUACCUCCCACCUAACUCCCAAAACCAAGCCUCUGCUGGAGCAGCCUACUACCAAUCCAGUCAGUCAUCUGGACCUCAAGCCGUAACCGCCUACGCCGGCUUCGAAUCCCGUCCCGAGCGAGCUCAAGCUGCCUUGGAAAGGAACGCCGCCAUCCUCCGAUACGACAACAACAAUGAUGGAGAGACUUACGCGUACGCUUACGAGACUGAGAACGGUAUCGUCGCCGAGGAGAACGGAGUCGCCACCAACGGAGUCCAGGCUCAGGGAGGAUACUCCUACACCGGAGAUGAUGGUCAGGUCUACUCUGUGAGAUACACCGCUGACGAGAACGGCUUCCAGCCUCAGGGCGACCACCUCCCCACCCCUCCCCCUAUCCCCGAGGAGAUCCUGAAGGCUCUGGAGCAGAACGCCCGUGACGAGGCCGCCGGCAUCUUCGACGACGGUAAAAACCUUUUUCGUAUUUCAUUGCAAACUUUACGUUCCUACGCUGAAGCUAAAUACGGUGACAACAGCCAACAGCAGUACUACAACAACGCCCAGUCUGCCGCCGGCAACAGCAACGCCGCGUACUCCCGCACCGAGGCCACGUACAGGGGCAGCGCCGCCCCACAGAAGGCCUACCUCCCGCCCUUCGCGCAGCGCGACUCCCAGAGGAGCGGAGCGCAGCAGUACAACGCCAGGACCGGCUACCUAACGGUAGCCGGUCCUGGCGUUGUACUGCUGCGCUCCGCUCCUCUGGGAGUCGCGCUGCGCGAAGGGCGGGAGGUAGGCCUUCUGUGGGGCGGCGCUGCCCCUGUACGUGGCCUCGGUGCGGGAGUACGCGGCGUUGCUGUUACCGGAGGACUGGGCGUUGUUGUAGUACUGCUGUUGACUGUUGUCACCGUAUUUGGCUUCAGCUUUCUUACCGUCGUCAAAGAUACCAGCGGCCUCAUCGCGUGCGUUCUGCUCCAGAGCCUUCAGGAUCUCCUCGGGGAUAGGGGGAGGGGUGGGGAGGUGGUCGCCCUGAGAGUAGACCUGACCAUCAUCUCCGGUGUAGGAGUAUCCUCCCUGAGCCUGGACUCCGUUGGUGGCGACUCCGUUCUCCUCGGCGACGAUACCGUUCUCAGUCUCGUAAGCGUACGCCUCCGUUCUGGCUGUAAGCGUCAGCAGAAAAUCCGUUGCUGGCGUAAGCAGCAGUUUGGACUUGGAAUCCAGAGGAUUGGCGAGGGGUCUGGAGGAAGGAUGAUCCUGAUGAGGAUUGCGCGUUGGGAGGAAGCUUUUCUUUCUUUGUUUCAGUUUGUGGUAGCCGCUGUCCUCGGUGUCUGUUUAGCAGACCGCCUUGACAACAAAUACCUCCCACCCAGAGGCAACGCUGGUGCUGGUGGUUUCGGCCCCGGUUUUGGCGCCGCUGGUGCUCCGGCUUUCGGUAAAGGUGGUGGUGCUGGAGGUUUCGGCGGCGGCGCCGGUGGAGCCGGUGGAUUCGGCGGCGGUGCGGGCGGAGCCGGUGGAUACGGCGGUGCUGCCGGAGGUUACGGCGGAGCUGGAGCCGGUUCCGGUUUCGGCGGUGGUGCUGGAGGAUACAACGCCCGCGGAAGUUCCUCUCCCGACGCUGGUGCUGAGAUCCUCAGACAAAAUAGCGAAGUGACCGCCGAAGGCUUCUCUUACGACUUCGAGACCUCCAACGGAAUCCGCGCUGACGCUCAAGGUGUUGCGACUAACGGAGUCCAGUCUCAGGGUAGCUUCGCUUACAAGGGCGAUGAUGGUCAAGAUUACAGCAUCACUUACACCGCUGACGAGAAUGGCUUCGUACCCCAGGGUGCUCAUUUGCCCACUCCUCCCCCGAUCCCUGAGGCUAUCCUGAAGAGCCUGGAGCAGAACGCCCGUGAUGAGGCCGCUGGAAUCACUGACGAUGGUACUUACCGCGGUGAGGGCGCUGGUGCUGGCGCUGGCAACGGCUACCCUAGCGGCGGUCCUGGUGGUUACUCUGGUGCCGGAGCUGGCGCUGGUGGCUACAACGGUGCUGGAGCUGGCGGUGCUGGCCGUGGUGGAGCUGGGUCUGGUUUCGGCGGUGCAGGCUCCGGCUUCGGCGGUGCCGGUCGUGGGGCUGGUGGUGCUGGAUCUGGCUUCGGCGGCGCCGGUCGCGGUGCUGGCGGUGCUGGUGGCGCUGGAGCUGGCUUCGGAGGAGCUGCUUCCCGUCAGUACCUCGCCCCCAACGCUGGCGGCAGGGGCUCCGGAUCAGGAAACUUCAACUCUCAGACUGGAUACCGAUACUAAGUUUGGAUAAUCGUCUUGAUGCUUGGAGGUGAUGACUGUGCAAAUGUACAAAAAAGAACUUCAAUUUAUAAGUUAAAUAUUAAACAUCUUUUUUUUAUUUUUCUUGUAAUCGC